Messenger RNA from Carcharodon carcharias (great white shark), 1449 nucleotides. RefSeq names its product adenylate kinase 8 (gene ak8). Gene Ontology annotation, cellular component: cytoplasm. Gene Ontology annotation, molecular function: nucleoside diphosphate kinase activity; AMP kinase activity; ATP binding. Gene Ontology annotation, biological process: nucleoside triphosphate biosynthetic process. The coding region runs from base 1 to 1449 and encodes 482 amino acids. NCBI's taxonomy places the organism in Eukaryota, Metazoa, Chordata, Chondrichthyes, Lamniformes, Lamnidae. The transcript is spliced from 13 exons. The record is from RefSeq and is a predicted model, not a curated record.
AUGGACGCAACCCAAAAGCCGUUACGGAUUUCCCCAGAACUGGGAGUCUAUGCGGAGAAACAUGGAAUAUUUCAGACUCUGCAGAGAAUGUUGCAGUGUCUGCUAGUGGAUAGACCAGUGGAUCCCAUUCAGUAUAUGAUAGAUCAUCUUAAAAAAGAAAAUGAUGAAGUUCCCCGAAUCUUUUUGCUGGGACCACCUGCUUCAGGGAAACUUACUAUUGCCAAGUUGCUGGGUGAUAAGAUCAGUACGAACUUUCUCACUUUGAACAACAUGCUAACAAAUGAAAAAUCUGACUUUGCUAACAAAAUUCAAAGAUUAAGCAUCAGAAAUAAGGAAAUUCCCAAUACACUGUGGGCAAAGCUGAUCCGAGAACGGCUGUCAAAAACGGACUGCAUCAAACGGGGCUGGAUCCUUGUGGGUUUCCCCAAAACACGAGAACAGGCACUUGUAUUACAGGAAAUGGGAAUUGCACCAGACCAUGUUGUCAUACUUGAUGCCCCUGAUACUGUGCUAAUUGAGAGAAAUCUUGGGAAAAGGAUUGACGUGUCUACGGGAGAAAUAUAUCAUACAACUUUCAACUGGCCGACGUCCAGUAAAAUACAGAACCGCCUUGUGAAACCUAAUGGAAUAACAGAGGAAGAAACUGCAAAAAGAUUAUUGGAAUACCGCAGAAUCAAUCAUGGGAUACUGAGUAGCUACAGUAAAAAAUACCAUAUUAUUAAUGCUGAUCAGCCCAGUGUUGAUGUCCUUUCACAGGCUUUGAGCCAUGUCCAAAGCCGACAUCGAUCCAAUGCCCCCUACACACCAAGAAUCCUUCUGCAUGGUCCCCCUGGCAGUGGCAGGAGCCUGCAGGCAGCACUGAUUGCUGAAAAAUACAGGAUUGUUAACGUUUCCUGUGGACAGCUACUGAAGGAGCCUGUCGCUGCUGAGACAAGAUUCGGCGAAGCCAUUAAACCCUAUGUUGAAAGUAGGCAGCCAGUUCCAGAUGUUAUGGUAAUGAAAUGUAUGUCUCAACGUCUAAGUAAACUGGACUGUUCCACUCAAGGCUGGGUAAUGCAUGGAUUCCCUCAAGAUGUGAGACAGGCUGAAAUGCUAAAAGAUGCAGGAUUCAUCCCAAACAGGGUAUUUUUUCUGGAUGUUCCUGAUGAUGCUGUCAUUGAGCGUCUCACAGUGAGGAUGACUGAUCCCAUCACAGGUGAAAGAUAUCACUCCAUAUACAAACCAGCACCAACCAGUGAGGUUUACAGUCGUUGCAAAGUAAAUCCCAAGGAUUCCGAGGAAAAUGUACAAAAAGUGCUUGAAGUGUAUCAUGCCAAUGUUAGGGACUUGGAGCAAUUCUACAACUCUGUCAUCCACGUUAAUGCAGACCAGGAUCCUUAUACGGUGUUUGAAUAUAUUGAGAGCUGUGUUGUCAAACCCCUGUCAAAAUGCACAAAUAUCUUUGUUUGA